Tremella mesenterica DSM 1558 is the source of this 822-nucleotide messenger RNA. RefSeq lists its product as uncharacterized. The coding region runs from base 1 to 822 and encodes 273 amino acids. The transcript is spliced from 6 exons. Gene Ontology annotation, cellular component: cytoplasm; protein kinase CK2 complex. Gene Ontology annotation, molecular function: protein kinase regulator activity. Lineage: Eukaryota; Fungi; Basidiomycota; Tremellomycetes; Tremellales; Tremellaceae. The record is from RefSeq and is a predicted model, not a curated record.
AUGGAAGAGAUGUCUACUGAAGAGAGCGAUUACGCCGACUCGUGGAUAUCUUGGUUUCUAUCGACCAAAGGAAAUGAAUACUUUGCGGAAGUGGACGAAGAUUACAUAUUUGAUAGAUUCAACCUGACUGGUUUGAACAGCGACGUAGUGGCCGAGUAUCCUAAAGCAUUGGAUUUGAUUACUGAUUCUUUGGACGACGAAGCUUUAGAUGAUGAUACUCGAGAAACUAUCGAACAUUCCGCUCGAUUCUUAUAUGGCCUCAUUCACGCGAGAUACAUUGUGACAUCCCGUGGUUUAGCCAAAAUGCUCGACAAAUUCCGUAAAGCAGACUUUGGUCGUUGUCCUCGUGUCUACUGCUAUUCCCAACCACUUCUCCCCGUCGGCCUCUCAGACAUCCCAGACCAAAAAGCCGUCAAGCUUUACUGUCCGCGGUGUGAAGAUAUCUACUCUCCAAAGUCUAAUCGGCAUGGAACUAUCGAUGGAGCUUUCUUCGGUACCACCUUCCCACACAUGCUAUUGAUGGUCUACCCUCAGGCUAUACCUACGAAGGGGCAACCUGUGGGUGCCACCACUGGCGGUUUGAUGGAUCUACGAGGGGUUCAAGCUGUCAGAGAGGGUGGUAUCGUCAGUGGUGUUGGAGGCGUGGGAACUCUGGGGAGUACGGCCAAUGUGGCCCUGAAGGCGGAUACUUAUCAACCGAGAUUAUUUGGGUUUAGGGUGCAUGAGGAGGCGAGAUUGGCAAGAUGGAGACAGGCUCAACGGGAUCAACAAAUAGCUAGGUUGGAAGCUAUAGAAAAGGAACAAAAUCCUUCAUCAAUGUAA